CUGGUUUCUCAGCAGCGAGGUGUCAAGGUGGGGUGUAAUAUGAAAGGAUAAUGAACUAAAAUGUAGAUUUAUCCACCAGAAAACUGGCAACAAUGGCAACAGAGCAAAAUGAAGUGACAACUGCACUGACUGACCAUGGAGCCCUGACAACCACAGGUGGCAACAAAUGUGAGAACCUGUCAUGUUACCUGGUGCUGAGCGAAACAGAGAAGCAUAUUAUCAAAUGGAUCUGCUGCAUUACUGGACCUGCCACUUUCCUAGAGAACAUCCUGGUGCUGGUGGUCAUUGGUGCUUCAGCUAGAUUACGCAAGCGGCCCUCGUACCUCUUCAUUGGAAGCUUAGCGGUGGCUGAUGUCUUGGCUAGCUCCUUCUUCCCCAUUUUCUUCUUGGAAUUCCACCUUUUAGGUCACAUAGACAAUUCUAAUAUAUACUUAUUCAAGCUAGGAGGUGUCACCAUGGCCUUCACUGGCUCUGUUGGUAGCCUGCUGCUAACUUCAAUGGACCGCUACCUUUGCAUCUACAAGGCUCCGCGCUACAAACUUCUGUUGACACGUCGUAGAGCCUUGUUUGGGAUAGUGGCCUUAUGGACUGUGACUAUUGUGAUCUCUUUCCUCCCUCCGAUUGGAUGGAGAUGCCAAGACAACCCUCCAUGUUCUCAGCUCUUCCCAUACGUUGACCCACACUAUAUGAGCUGCUGGGCAGGCCUUAUGCUGGUGGUGCUUGUCCUCAUUUUGGUAGCAUAUGCGCUAAUCUUGUGGAAGGCCCACCAUCAUGAAGCAGUCAUGGAAGCUCGAACACCAGGGCGUUCAACAAUGGGACAGCGCGACAGAAUGCGUGUGGAUAUCCGUCUGGCACGCACUUUGGGCCUGAUCCUCCUGAUCCUAGUACUUUGCUGGGUCCCUAGCCUCACCAUCAUGGUGGUCGACGUCUCACGGAAGCUAACUCGCAAGGAGCAGAGGGUCUUCGCCUUCUGCGGAACUCUGUGCUUGGUAAACUCAGCCGUAAACCCACUGUUGUAUGCCCUCCGCUGCCGUGAGCUGAGACGGGCACUCCUAAACCUGCUGAGGCGUGUAUGCAGGGUGUGUACCUGGGGCACUGGAAUGUGUGCUUCUGGACAAAAGAAAGACAAUGAUACUGGACACGCUGAAAAUAAGGACAAAGAUACUAUUUCUGAAUCCCUAGACAGACAACAUCUGGAUUAGCUGGACAUUAUAUUAGGUGUUGUGAGUGUAAAUAUUUCCUAGUAAAUAUUGAUAAAAAGUUCAAAGUUACUACAUAAGAGAUUCUGACUGAUUAGUUGGCAGUCAUGGUUGGUGUUUACAGUAGCUUUGUAUAAUAUGUGCAGAAAAACUAACAAUGUGCAUGAA
This is a messenger RNA of Colossoma macropomum (tambaqui), 1367 nucleotides long. It is a transcript of the gene cnr2, whose product is annotated as cannabinoid receptor 2. NCBI's taxonomy places the organism in Eukaryota, Metazoa, Chordata, Actinopteri, Characiformes, Serrasalmidae. Gene Ontology annotation, cellular component: membrane. Gene Ontology annotation, molecular function: cannabinoid receptor activity. The record is from RefSeq and is a predicted model, not a curated record. The transcript has 3 exons. Gene Ontology annotation, biological process: cannabinoid signaling pathway. Bases 93 to 1202 code for a protein of 369 amino acids.